GUUGGCAUCGUCCGCGCGGCCUCGCGGCGCUGGUGGACGCUGAGCACGGCGCUCUGGGGCUGUGCUCUCCUCCUGGGAAUCCUGCGGUCUCUGAGAAUUUUGUUCCAGUUAAGAAGAAAAUUGAGGCAGCACAAGGGCACAUCUUCACCUCUGAGUGAGCAGGAGAUGAAGGCCCAGGUGAAGGCUGAGGUUCUGAGCAUCCUCUCAGAUGCAGCAGAUCUCUCCAACGCGAUCCAUUGGCUGCCUCCAGGAUUCCUGUGGGCAGGACAGUUCCCACCAUGGUUAGUUGGGCUCCUGGGGACCAUCUCCUCCCUCAUUGGAAUCUACCAAGCAUCGAGAGGAGGAUAA
Acanthisitta chloris (rifleman) is the source of this 348-nucleotide messenger RNA. It is a transcript of the gene PEX11G, whose product is annotated as peroxisomal biogenesis factor 11 gamma. Gene Ontology annotation, cellular component: peroxisomal membrane. NCBI's taxonomy places the organism in Eukaryota, Metazoa, Chordata, Aves, Passeriformes, Acanthisittidae. The annotation marks the transcript as partial. The record is from RefSeq and is a predicted model, not a curated record. Gene Ontology annotation, biological process: peroxisome fission. The transcript is spliced from 3 exons.